Rhopalosiphum maidis (corn leaf aphid) is the source of this 1251-nucleotide messenger RNA. Its product is annotated as FAD synthase-like. The coding region runs from base 191 to 1156 and encodes 321 amino acids. NCBI's taxonomy places the organism in Eukaryota, Metazoa, Arthropoda, Insecta, Hemiptera, Aphididae. Gene Ontology annotation, biological process: FAD biosynthetic process. The transcript has 6 exons. Gene Ontology annotation, molecular function: FMN adenylyltransferase activity. The record is from RefSeq and is a predicted model, not a curated record.
UUAAUAACGACGAUUUAAGUCUUAUGAAUUUAACUUUUCGUCAAUCACUACGUCAUUUCAUAAGUAAAUAUUAUAUUCAAUCAAACAAAAGUAUCAUGAACACAUUAUUACCACCAGAUGAAGUACGAGAACUAAAAAUUGUUGCAUGUUGAAGAACAUUCAAAAUUCAAUUUAAAAUGUAUAUGAAAAGAUGACAAUAAUGGAAAAUACACCUGACCCUGUAUUCAAAUAUGUGUUUAAACGAAUUAUUUAUUUUAAUUCUGAUCGCAAAGAUUUAAUCAUCAAAACUCUAAAAGUAAUAAAGGAUGAAAUAUCGAAAACAAAUAGCUGUGAUACAUUUGAUUGUAUUGUCUAUAUAGAUUCUUUUGGAAUCUAUUGCAAUAAUGAAAAUGUAAUCAAUGAGUUUGAACGAUUUUUAGUUAGUAGAUUACCAGAUAAUACACUUAUAUACCCACAUUAUACAGUUAAUUCAGUAAAUUUUGAAGAUAUUAGGAAAUUCCAAGUACAUACACAUUUACCUUUAGGUCGAUGUAUUAUAGAGGCAAUACAGGUAAUAAAAGAAAGUAUUGACAAAUUUACUUUACAAAACAUAUUUUUGAGCUUUAAUGGUGGAAAAGAUUGCGUCGUUUUAUUAUAUCUAUUUCAAGCUGUGCUUGAAGAAUUAAAAUUUAAUGAACGAAUCAAAGCUGUUUAUUUUCAAUCAGAUGACCAAUUUUCUGAAGAAGAAGACUAUGUACAAUCCACAGUAAACAGGUUUAAUUUAGACUUAACAGUAAUCAAAGGUGAACUUAAAUCUGGUCUUAAUGAAUUUUUGAAGGAAAAUCCUCAAUUUUGUGCAUCUAUCAUAGGUACAAGACAAUCUGAUGCAGGUUCUACAAAACUGCUGUUCUUUCAAAAAACUGAUCCAGGCUGGCCUAAAUUAGUACGAGUACAACCUUUAUUGCAUUGGAAUUACGAUAACAUCUGGUCAUUUUUGAGACAAUUCUCUAUUCCGUAUUGUAGCUUGUAUGAUAAAGGGUAUACAUCUCUUGGUAACAAGUCAAAAAGUCACCCUAAUCCAAAUUUAAAAUAUAUAGAUGAAAAUACUGGAGAAGUUAAAUAUUGGCCAGCAUUUUUACUUCAAGAUAGCAAUUCAGAACGAGAAAAUAGAUUAUAGUAACAUGUUAGAAAUAUUAAAUUUAUUAAACUAGGUGAAGGUGUACAAUUAAUAAAAAAAAAAAAACAAUAAAAAAAAAAUUAUUUUUUCAUUAA